AUGAGCGGCGCCGAUUGCUUACCAUCAGAUUCAGACUAUACUAGUAUAGAUUGCCAUGGCGGCGAUGUCGAAGCAACAUUAACAGAGAAACCGCCUGCCAAGCUGAAAGAUUAUGGCAAACCCCCUAAGGUCGGCAAACAGCAGUCAGCGCCGCCCAUGGACAUCCGCAACGGAGUUGUUACGAGCAUCAACAAAUACGCCCAAGCUACAAGUUACGCAUCAUUAAAAGAAGAAUUUGGACUCAUUGACCCUUACCUAUUAGAUGAAGAGGCUAUAAAUGUGGUUGACCUUGAAAACUUGACAGACUGCGACUGUCCGCGUGUCCACUUUCCCGUGUGUGCGAAAAACGGUGACACCUACGUUAACCAUUGUAUUUUAAGAUGCAGUGAGGAAUCCGAAUUUGUUAGAUUCGGCUCGUGUAUAUCAUACAGAAGAAUGGAUAGUUUUGCAUUUAAUUUAAGUAUCCCAACGAAAUGGAAAAAUUUGAAUGAUCAUUCCCAAAUUGAGGCUAAUGAACCUGUGGACAAAGUUUAUGUGGAAAUACCCAAGAAGAACUGA
Molecule: messenger RNA, 558 nt
Organism: Spodoptera exigua (beet armyworm)
Lineage: Eukaryota; Metazoa; Arthropoda; Insecta; Lepidoptera; Noctuidae
Source: the annotation of a GenBank genome assembly